GCCGCCUCCUGUGGUGCCACCUCGGGGCUUCCUUUUCCUAUCUGCAGACUGCUGGUAGCUUCGGCACUGCCAGCUUCCUCUCCUGACUCUCCUCGUGGCUCUUCAGACUCAAUCUCCAGCUCCACUCCUAAAGAAGCGUACAGAGGAAACUAAUGUGAAGAGCUGUCAAAGCUACUUUAGAAUUUACUCUCUAGCGAAGUGUAGUGAAGAGAAGACUAGUGGAGAGUAGACAGAAGUGAGUGAAGUGAAGAAGAAGGACGAGGAGGUACCAUAGUGAGGAUGGAAACUUAGCCCCCGAAUCCGUAGAGAGUGCAACCCUGGCGCUUCGGAGCAUAGACCACAUCUAUGGCAGUCACAGUCUUCCGCUUAGCGUGUUCAGUGAGAAGCGAGAAGAUGAGGCCAGUCACCUACUUCAGCCUCUGCCUCCUUGGCUGCCUGAUCUUUAACCCCUCACUGGCAGCCCCCUCUCUCUCAGCAGAGGCACCAGCUAUGUCAUGUCCCAGAGGCUGGCUCUCCUUCCAUGACACCUGCUAUCGAUACUUCCACAAAAAGAAGAACUGGAUGGAGGCUGAGGCUCAUUGCCAGCACCAGAGGCAUGGGGCCCAUCUCACCUCCAUUCAUAGUCGUGGAGAAAAUAAAAUGCUGGCCCAUUACAUCAAGCGGUACCACAAAAAGUGCAGUCUCGUCUGGAUCGGACUCUCAGACCCUCAUGGGGAUCAAGGCUGGAGAUGGUCAGAUAAUUCCAUGCUCAGUUUCACAGCUUGGGAUAAUGGGCAACCUGAUAAUCCGAGAAAAAAUGAGCACUGUGUGGUGUUAGAACAUCCAGGUUUUCAGAAAUGGCACGAUUAUCCCUGUGAUUGGAGAUUCUCUUUUGUUUGUAAGCACAAACCCUAGGGGAGGCAGCUUGCCUGGACCAGAGGGCUCCCAACACCUGGGCUCUGAGUGAAUCGAGUCCCUCCGGCUCCCCUGGGAGACCAGAUCCUGUGUCCCCAGCUAUGAAGUCCCUUCUGCAAAGCAUGGCUGAGUUACACCGUGUCACUCCCGCUCUGCUCUGCCCCCUUCUCUCCCUGUUGCACCCACGCUCUGCUCUUCUCAGCAGUCUCAGCACAGUGAAGUGAUAAUAAACUUUCCCUCCAGCAUUCA
Molecule: messenger RNA, 1143 nt
Organism: Gopherus flavomarginatus (Mexican gopher tortoise)
Lineage: Eukaryota; Metazoa; Chordata; Testudines; Testudinidae
Product: C-type lectin BpLec-like
Exons: 8
Coding region: 346-894 (182 amino acids)
Molecular function (GO): signaling receptor activity
Source: RefSeq, a predicted model, not a curated record